Messenger RNA from Dacryopinax primogenitus, 1819 nucleotides. RefSeq lists its product as uncharacterized. Gene Ontology annotation, biological process: mannan biosynthetic process. The transcript is spliced from 2 exons. The record is from RefSeq and is a predicted model, not a curated record. NCBI's taxonomy places the organism in Eukaryota, Fungi, Basidiomycota, Dacrymycetes, Dacrymycetales, Dacrymycetaceae. Gene Ontology annotation, molecular function: alpha-1,2-mannosyltransferase activity. Gene Ontology annotation, cellular component: Golgi apparatus. Bases 1 to 1638 code for a protein of 545 amino acids.
AUGUCCCUCCCUCUCCCCCGCGGUCGUUACCGUCUCCUCCUCGCCGUUCCUCUCCUCCUCCUCGCCCUGUAUAUAUUCUCACCAAGCUCUACCUCUUUCCGCCCAUUCGGCAUCUCUUCGCCUUACUGGUUACCCCAGGGGCUGGAAGGUCACGAAGACCUCAUCGGACCCGUCGAUAUCGAGGACGACACCGACCUCAGCUCUGGGAUUCCUGUUGCUGACGCUCCUACUUCUCCCCAGGGAUGGGAACAAGAACGCCCUACAGUGCCCAUCGAGAUCUCCCACCCUGGCCUCCGUGUGCGCCUCCACGCACUCCUAACGCGCCCCGUGCUCCCAGCGGACGCAGCACUAGCGCACAACGCGCGUUCCUGCCCUCUGGCCGUACACGACAAACUCGUCAACCCUGAUCAGCUUAAGGGACAGCGAGAAUUCUGGGCUGGGGUGAGUGAGGACGACGUCCGCUCUCGACGGGAGGGGAUCGUCCGCUGGCUCGAAGGGCUGGAAAAGGGAGGAGUGGACGUCGUCGCCCCUGAACUGGGAUAUGGGGAGCAGAGAAGAGGGAUUGUUAUCACUGCGGGAAAUAAGGACACCCUCCAGCGCGCGAUUACGAGUAUCAAGCUCCUCCGCGGGUACUAUAUGAGCCCCCUACCAAUCGAGUUGUUCUCCUUCCCUGGCGAACUACCCACCCAAGGCCUGGCAGAACUGCAAGCACUCCGUGUCACCCACCGUGUCCUGACGAACCAGCAGAAAGUUCCCGGAGCAUGGAAGAACUUCCAUAUCAAGGCGCUCGCUGUGCUCCUGAGCGAGUUUGACGAGGUCCUGUACUUGGACAGCGACGUGCUGUGCUUGCGCGAGCCGAGCUACCUCUUCGAGGACGAGACGUUCAAGAAGACUGGCGCUGCCUUUUGGACAGACAUCAACAAGGACCAUCCGGAAAACGCCAUCUGGCGCUUGCUUGGCCGGACUUGCGACCCCACAGAAUGGGAAGUCGACAGCGGCGCGUUCCUCAUCUCCAAGUCCGGCAACGGCGGGCUCAACCUCGCAGCGCUCCAUAUCGCCGCACACAUGCAAGCCGAGCACGAGUUCUGGUUCCGCCUUUCCGGGGGUGACAAGGACACCUUCCGCUAUGCCUUCUGGGCGCUCGGGCUGGAGUACGUCUCCGCCCCUAGGUGGAUGAGCAUACUGGGGUAUGAGGACAACGGCAAGUUCUGCGGACUCAGUAUGGUACACUACGACCUCUCCCACCCGCCUAACACUCUCCCUUCCACCCCUCCGUCCCCUUUGUUCGUCCAUGCCAACCUGGUCAAGCACUCUCCUCCCCUCUCCCCAGCACAGAAAGCGUUCCAGACUCUCAAGCGCCCCUCGCCGGACUAUCCCGCCAGCGCACCGAUCCUCGACCGCGCACACUACUUUGUCUACUCCAGCAGGGGAGGGAUGUGUCUCGACCUUGAGCUACUCCCUGCGCCUUCACCUGUAGAGGCAGCACAGGACUGGGAAGAGGAAGACGAGUAUGGCCCACCCCUGGAGGGGAAGGGGCUCGAGAUCGUCACAGAGCAAUGGGCGCGGGUGGAGGACGGGGUAUAUGCAGAGUUUCCAGGGGUGUGGGUUGAUGAAGGUGGGAAGGUUGGGGGUUGGUGAGCGCCCCGCCGCGCCCUCUCCGGUGUUCGCCUCCUGUAAUGGAGAAAUGCAAGGGAAGGCGCAAAGAAGGUAACGCAUGUGUAGGAUUAAGAAGUGCAUAUCUCUGCACUGCUGUACUACUAGACUCUGGACUCAAGGACGAUCGUGUUGCAUGUUUUUGUUCUUAGUUUUGUAGAUGCAC